CAGACUACUCUCCUCGCUUCUCGGUCGCUGUUUUGAAUGUUGACACCUACCUUCACUCAUCAUCAUGCCAGUUGAGCCCGCCUCCCCCUCUCCAGAGCCCUUUGAGCGCUCUCCAUCCCCCGACUUCGGCUCCCGUGGCGGCGCAUCCGGAGACGGCCCCAAGGUCCGCGGCCGCCGCUUUACCGAACAUGACAUUCAGAAGCGCCGACUCGAGAAGCUCCUAGCCAACCCCGACAAGGAAGUGGUGCUGCCCGAGGGCAUGGGACUCAAGAUGGGGCGCACACCCAAAGACACGCUGAAGAAUAUAUCGGGUUCGUCAGCGGCGGCGGGUUCUGGCGAAUUCCACAUCUACAAGCACAGCCGUCGGCGCGAGUACGAGCGCGUCAAGGCGAUGGAGCGCCAGACGCGAGAUCUCGAGGAACAAGCGGCGUUCAUGGCGCGGCAGGCGGAACGCGACCGCAUUGCCGCGGAAAAGACGGCCAAGAACCGCGCUAGACGCCAGAAGCGUAAACAUCGUGGCGGAGAGCCUGCGAGUAAGGGGCACGAGCCAGAUGGCAAGAGGAGCAAGUUUGCCAACGGCGGCGAGACGCAGGAGCAGCGCGAGGAGCGCGAGGAGCACGGGGAGGUGAACACUGUCGCAGAAGUGCAGGCAGCACAGGCAGCGGCAGCAGCUGGCGAUUCGGCGGAGCGGCGUGCUGAAGUCUCGAUCACGGUGGUCGACGACGAGUAGUUGUAUCAUGUAAGCAUAGUGUAUGAUCUUGGCGGGGGUGGCCUCAGCGCGAGCAUUGUGUUCACAACUGUUGCAUCAUUAUAGGAACGCUGAGCGAGAUUGAGCCCGCCUGACCUCGAGUAAUCGUGGUUUGAAGUAUUUCGCAGAAUGCAGCAGACCACACCUUCGCAGCUAGGCAGCUAGCUGGGCAGGCAGUCAUGA
Cutaneotrichosporon oleaginosum is the source of this 931-nucleotide messenger RNA. RefSeq lists its product as uncharacterized. NCBI's taxonomy places the organism in Eukaryota, Fungi, Basidiomycota, Tremellomycetes, Trichosporonales, Trichosporonaceae. Gene Ontology annotation, biological process: negative regulation of protein kinase activity. Gene Ontology annotation, molecular function: protein kinase binding; protein kinase inhibitor activity; double-stranded RNA binding. The record is from RefSeq and is a predicted model, not a curated record. Gene Ontology annotation, cellular component: nucleolus.